Amoebophrya sp. A25 is the source of this 2373-nucleotide messenger RNA. The record is from the annotation of a GenBank genome assembly. Lineage: Eukaryota; Dinophyceae; Syndiniales; Amoebophryaceae.
AGAUCAGUGUCAGGCGCACUGAGGAGAUAUUUUGAACCUUCCCCUGAGAUCUUUCACAUUGACCCAAUUGUCGAUCGGUUUUUGCGGCUUCCCGUAAAUGCUGCCUUAAUAUUGCUCGCCUGUAGUUAGUGAUCCUGUUUACACCGAGAUUUAUCGCUCGUUUAUGAUGUACGUAUUUACUUAAUUGUAUUUUGAUUUUGUAAUCAUGCAAGCGAUGGACACGAUUUAGAUUUGGAAGUGAACCUACGCGCAGGCAUGUGAUCGUGCUUGUCGGAGUCGUGUAGUGCGUCUUGCGACAGUUUUGAAUUUGAUAGUGGAUCGUUUAUUCUGAUCUCGUGAUGUGUCGCGAGCAUCAGCUUUAGCAAGGUCGCAAGAGCCUCGUUAAGUUACAUUAUAGUUUGUAGUUCGUUGACGAAUUUGUAAUUGGAUUUCGACGGAAACGCUUUUCCCGUAAUUCAUAUCGCUACAUUUCAUCUUAUGCAUUCAUUCACUACCUUGUUAUGCCCUCAGCUUGAAUCCUAUCCCUCCUUUGAUAUGACAUUAAAAAAUGAUAUUUGUAAGAGGUGUUACGACGCUGAGUAUUUAGUCAAUCACUCUUCUGCUGGGUAAGUAGUACAUCACCAUUACCAUCCACACAAAGACUACAACAUACGCGACUGUCACCACGUCGCUUCCCUUUUUGCUCAGCCAUACUCGUGUCCUCAUCCUGUGCCUGUUCGGUACAGGAGAGAGAGGAUGCCGCGGCCUCCAAACAAGGAGUUUAUGCCACGGAGGCCACCCACUCUGAGGUUCGUUCGUUUCAUGGGAACCCGUGGAACUCUUUGCCGUGCCCAGACGCAAAAAGUAUCAGACCUCUACAUCGACUUCGAAGGAAUACUGGAAGCGCAGUACAAUUCCGUUUUCACAGACGGCGACACAAUCUGGGAUGGAAGAGGUAUGCUUCGGCUUUCUAAUCUCACAGUAAAGGAGUAUGCAGUCUAGAACCCCGCGAUUGGGUACACUACUACAACUACUACUAUUAGGACUGAUGAAUUAUUUGCUCUAGGACGAGGAUUGAAACUCGAUUGAGACGAGUUGCAGAUGUUGUUGUAUGAUGAAAGACCUUGUAAUUUUCCUGCACGGAGGUGGGUUUCCAGUGACAUCCUCAUGAAUUUUCACUUACAACUUCGACCACAGGUUACACAUUUUAUUCCGGGGACGGCCGGCCAUUGCGCGGUGAUGAUUUACUAGAAGACGUUUCCGAUGGGGCAACAGUUGUAUUGUUCUGGGCAUUCAACCGCGCUCCAACCGACUCUGUACACUACGAUCCGCCACAGUUUUUGCCACCAGGUUGCCGCGAGGUCGAGGUGUGGGAAAACAUGGAACAUCUACCAGAAAACGCAAGCGAAAAAGCGCACCGGAUACGGAGGUACUUGGAGUACUUUAGUUGGUAUCUAUUCUAUUUCAUCUGCCUCACAUUGAUACACUAAAUUGGUGGUGUGUGAAUGCUUCGCGCAUUUGUUGAUCUUUGGUCUUUACAGAAACAGCAUGGAUGCAUUUAUUUCAUUUUCAUCCUGACACAACAACAGGCAGCGUCUCGCUACUCGCAUCGGGGAGGUUAGAGCUUCUGUGUACGACCAUGCGCAGAGGUUGGAACGGAUCCAGAGACGGAACAAUUUUGUGCGGUCAACUAGAUUCGAGGAGCAUGGUCUCGAAUUGGCGCGCACAGAACGAGAUAGAAUGCGAGAAGACGAUAUUUUAUGGAAAUUUGAGGGCAAGUACUCGGGCAGCUGCAUCCCCGAGGCAGAACGAGCGCGGCUUCUGACCUUCUUCGGACUGGAGCCUCCCGGAGAUUCUAGGUCUUCGAUGCAGGUGCCAGUGUACUAUGCGGAGCCAUCGGGAGCAGGACAGAUUGCUGGUGGAAGAAUGGAUCCGUCGUACAGCGCUACCUUCGUCCACGGCGCCGUCGAAGCCGAUCACUAUCGAGGUGCGACACGAACUUCGUCUUCGUCGGGUGCCAUGCUGCGAGAUCAGAUAGGAGAACUGCGGCGUGAUUUGUCGCGACACGAAGAUGGUUGUUACAGAAUAAACCAACAGGUGGAGCCACAGUAUGCAGCCAGUGGAUCAGCUUCAUCAAAUAUGCAGACAAGAGGUAGUACUUCUAGUAGGAAGGCGUUUGCUCCAGGGAGUCGAUUAAAGGACCCAGGAGGUUGUGUGGACGGCCCGGGCCAGGCCAUGAGUGAGGGUAGGAGUAGUAAAAGACCCACCGUCCCGACGUCUGAGGGUCACCGGCGUAGCGCUGUACCAGUGAAACAAGUAGAAGCGCCACAUGCAGAGCCGGUGAAGCACGAAAAAUUUGCUCCGCCAAGCAGGGGCGGCAAACGGAGAAGGUGA